This is a messenger RNA of Carlito syrichta (Philippine tarsier), 941 nucleotides long. It is a transcript of the gene LYSMD2, whose product is annotated as LysM domain containing 2. The transcript is spliced from 3 exons. NCBI's taxonomy places the organism in Eukaryota, Metazoa, Chordata, Mammalia, Primates, Tarsiidae. Bases 41 to 412 code for a protein of 123 amino acids. The record is from RefSeq and is a predicted model, not a curated record.
GUGGUGGCUCAGGCUUUUCAAGCUCGAGGGGAGACUUGGGAUGGAGCAGAUUAAAAGGGCCAAUAAACUGUUUACCAAUGAUUGCAUAUUUCUGAAGAAAACUUUGAGCAUCCCAGUUAUAUCAGAGAAGCCUUUGUUGUUUAAUGGACUUAACUCCAUUGAUUCUCCAGAAAAUGAAACCGUUGAUAGUUUUUCUCAUGAAGAGGAGCCAGUAGUGACUGGGGAAGACCUCCCUCCUCCCAGUCCUCAAGAAUCCAAUGCUCUGUCUGUGCAGCCCGAGGAAGUCUCAGCCAGAGAUUUUCUGCAGAGACUGGACUUGCAGAUUAAGUUAUCAACACAGGCAGCCAAGAAACUAAAAGAAGAGAGCAGAGAUGAAGAAAGUCCCUAUGCAACUUCCCUCUAUCACAGUUAGGUGAUUUGGAGGUGUAACUCUAACCUGGAUUAAAACAUGGUUGAACCAUAAAGAAUCCAACAGCUGCAGAUUCAAAAGCAUCCAUAGCAUACAUCUUCAAAUCAUAAUCAGGUAGUUCCACCUACUGCAAUUGCACUGAAGUGGUUAGUUCCCACUGGCUUUCUAUAAAUUUUAAGUCUUUAUUAUGGCAUGAUGGCAAAAUUAUAUUCUAAAGCUCAUCACUUUUGUAGGUGGUGGUAGUUUUUAGACUAGCUUUUAUAAAUACUGGUUGACAUAAAGCAUCAAAGACUAUUUAUAUAUUUAAGCUAAAAAAAAAAUCUCCUUAUGAAUCCAAAUUAUGUGAAAAACAUGGUUGCUGUUUAAGUGAUAAUGAAUUUGCUGUGUGUUUAUAACUUAAGUGCUAUAUACAUAUAUAUUUCGAUGUCUUACAUAUUCUGUAUUAAUAUAAAGAACCAAAUUUUGUCUGCUAUUUUGUAAAAAUAAAUUACAAAAGUCUGAAUGAGAAAAUAAACUAUGUUUUCAAACUUGA